Messenger RNA from Telopea speciosissima, 1377 nucleotides. Its product is annotated as F-box/FBD/LRR-repeat protein At1g13570-like. The record is from RefSeq and is a predicted model, not a curated record. NCBI's taxonomy places the organism in Eukaryota, Viridiplantae, Streptophyta, Magnoliopsida, Proteales, Proteaceae. Gene Ontology annotation, molecular function: protein binding. Bases 1 to 1377 code for a protein of 458 amino acids. The transcript is spliced from 4 exons.
AUGAAGAGGGGUCCAAGUUUACAUGGAGAUAAAAUCAGUGAUAUACCUGCAAACAUCAUAGAAACCAUCCUUUCUCGUUUGUCUAUAAGGGAAGCCGUGAGAACAUGCAUCUUAUCGAAAAAGUGGAGAUAUAAUUGGGUUACUCUUCCGGAACUUAUAUUCGAUUGUUCCCUCGGAGAUGAUUUGAUAAACCAAAAUGACAAGCUUGCAAGAUUUAUUGAUGGAGUUCUCUUGAACCACAGAGGCCCAAUCUGCAAGUUCAAGAUCUCUCAUCUAUGGAUUCCAAAUUCCCCAGAUAUAAUAGAUAAGUGGAUGCUAUGCGUAUCAAGAAAUUAUAUACAAAAACUAAUCCUUCGCCUGCAGCCCCAGUUUGAGCAUUAUGAGUUACUAGCAUCUCUCUACUCUUGCGAACAACUAACUCAUUUGGAAGUCAGUUUUUGCACACUUAGAAGUCCACCAAUGCUGGCAUGCUUUAAGUCCCUCCGGAGCCUUUUUCUUUAUAAAGUUGACUGUAUUGGCUUCACAUUUGAGGAUCUUAUUUCCAGGUGCCCAAUACUUGAGAGAUUGAUGAUAGACGGGUUUACAGAUUCCACUGACCUAAUUAUCAAUGCUCCUAAGCUGCAAGAGUUAGUUGUUGAUGGUUUUUGUAAGGUCACGCAAAAUAUAUGCUUCAAGAACACCCCACUUCUAGCAUAUGUGUCUCUUAAUUUGCAAUGCUUUGGUUUCGAAGGAGUACUUAUGAAUCAUAAGCAAGAUGGAAUUUCUCGUUUGAUGAAGGUUUUUGGAAGUCUUGUUGGUCUUGAGAUGCUUUCUGUGGGUGGGAAUUUCCUGAAAUUCUUUGUUGCUGAUUUGAUACCAAAGAGGCUUUCGAAUACUUUUUAUCAUCUGAAGAAAUUGGAUCUGGAAAUCUGCUUUAAUGAUUUGCAUAUGAUCUCAGUGGGACUCUGCUUGAUUAGAAGCGCUCCCAACUUGCACAAACUCCAAAUUGAUGCUGGUUCUCAUGUUGCAUAUGUUUUGGUAUAUGUUGAUGAUAUACUCGUCACUAGUAGUGACUCCAAGCAGAUGUUUCCCCACAUUGAUACAGAAUUUUGGGAAGUACAAGAUGGACGAGAGUUCUCAUUAAACCAUCUUCAAAAUGUAAUUAUUACAAGUUUUUAUGGUCUAAAACCUCAACUAGAAUUUGUUAAAUUCCUACUCACUAUUACACCUGCUCUUGAGAAAAUCAGUAUUCAUGGCUUCAAAGAAGUUGAUGACCAAGGCCAUCUCAUGGAUGGAUCAAGCACGUUGAAGGAAUUGAUGCAAUUACCUAGAGUGUCCAUGAAAGCACAAAUUGAAUACUUUGAGAUAGGUGAAUUAGUGGAACUUGGAAAUGAAUAG